Molecule: messenger RNA, 1888 nt
Organism: Brassica oleracea var. oleracea
Lineage: Eukaryota; Viridiplantae; Streptophyta; Magnoliopsida; Brassicales; Brassicaceae
Product: pentatricopeptide repeat-containing protein At2g33760
Exons: 1
Coding region: 88-1827 (579 amino acids)
Biological process (GO): RNA modification
Molecular function (GO): zinc ion binding; RNA binding; protein binding
Source: RefSeq, a predicted model, not a curated record
GCCAUUUGGGCCAGUUAAGAAUCAUCUCUUUUAAUUAAGCCCAUUUCAAUUACUAUACGUAAAGCCUCGCCGUUGCUCUACUCUUUGAUGGCUAACUCUUCUGCCUACGAAGCCAUCGUCCGAGCAGGUCCUCGUCUAAACCAACUCCAACAAGUCCACGCCCACCUCAUCGUCACAGGCUACGGUCACAGCCGAAGUCUCUUAACAAAGCUCAUAACUUUCGCCUGUUCCGCCAAAGCCCUCGCUUACACUCACCUUCUCUUCCUCUCCGUGCCUCUCCCCGACGACUUCCUCUUCAACACUAUAAUCAAAUCGACUUCAAAGUCGCGUCUCCCCUUGCAUUGCCUCGCUUACUACCGUCGUAUGUUAUCUUCUUCCAACGUCUCUCCGAGUAACUACACUUUCACGUCGGUUAUCAAGUCCAGCGCCGAUCUUUGUGAAUUGAAGAUCGGAAAGGGUGUUCAUUGCCACGCGGUGGUUUCUGGGUUUGGGUUGGAUAGUUACGUACAGGCGAGUUUGGUUGCUUUAUACGCAAAGUGUGGAGAUGUGGGAGGUGCGCGGAAGGUGUUCGAUGAAAUGCCUGUUAAGUCUGUUGUGGCGUGGAACUCUCUUGUUUCUGGGUUGGAGCAAAACGGGUUAGGGGAAGAGGCGAUUCGUGUGUUUUAUCAGAUGCGGGAAUCAGGUUUGGAGCCGGAUUCAGCGACGUUUGUGAGUGUUCUCUCGGCUUGUGCGCAGACCGGGGGGAUUGGUUUGGGUUCUUGGGUGCAUCGGUAUAUUGUUGAUAACGGUCUUGAGUUGAAUGUGAAGCUCGGUACUGCUUUGGUUAACUUGUAUUCGAGAUGCGGGGACGUCGGAAAGGCGAGGGGAGUGUUUGACGAGAUGAAGGAGACUAAUGUAGCUGCUUGGACGGCGAUGAUCUCUGCUUAUGGUAGUCAUGGAUGUGGCAAAAAGGCAGUAGAAUUUUUUAAUAAAAUGGAGGAUGAUGAUGGUCCAAUCCCUAAUGAUGUAACGUUUGUAGCUGUUUUGUCUGCUUGUGCUCAUGCUGGACUCGUGGAGGAAGGACGUUCUGUUUACAAGAGAAUGAGCAAGAGAUAUGGAUUGGUUCCAAGAGUGGAACAUCAUGUUUGUAUGGUAGAUAUGCUCGGGCGGGCUGGGUUUCUCGACGAAGCUUAUAGUUUCAUACAUGAACUUGAUGCUGCUGGGAAAGCAACUUCUCCAGCGUUGUGGACAGCGAUGCUUGGAGCUUGCAAGAUGCACAGGAACUAUGAUCUUGGUGUAGAAAUCGCUAAGAGGCUCAUAGCCCUCGAACCAGAAAAUCCAGGCCAUCAUGUAAUGCUCUCAAAUAUCUACGCCUUGAGUGGCAAAACAGAUGAAGUGUCACACGUUAGAGAUGGAAUGAUAAAGAACAACCUUAGAAAACAGGUCGGCUAUAGUGUGAUUGAAGUCGAAAAGAAGACGUAUAUGUUCAGUAUGGGUGAUGAAUCUCAUCCAGAGACUGGAGAAAUAUAUAAGUAUCUGGAAACUCUGAUGAGCCGGUGCAAGGAGAUUGGUUAUGCUCCGGUGUCUGAAGAAGUGAUGCACCAAGUAGAGGAAGAGGAAAAGGAAUAUGCACUUCGAUACCACAGCGAGAAGCUCGCCGUAGCGUUCGGGCUGUUGAAGACCGUAGAUGAAGCCAUUACAGUUGUGAAGAACUUGCGCAUCUGUGAGGAUUGUCAUGCUGCUUUCAAGUACAUUUCUAUUGUAUCCAAUAGGCAGAUCAUAGUGCGAGAUAAGCUUAGAUUCCACCAUUUCCAAAAUGGUUCUUGUUCAUGUCUAGACUAUUGGUAAAGACAAAUAUACAACACAAACACAAGUGUUUCAUUUUUUAUUACAAAACAUGGUACAUGGU